This is a messenger RNA of Paramecium octaurelia, 1312 nucleotides long. Lineage: Eukaryota; Ciliophora; Oligohymenophorea; Peniculida; Parameciidae. The record is from the annotation of a GenBank genome assembly.
AUGAGCAAUAUUUUUUAUUUUACGACCUCACUCUUGAAAAAGCAAAACAAUGAGAAAGAACAGAGAUUCGCAUAUUUGAUGGAAAAUUAUCUCAUAAUAAAUAAGGUAUGCAUUUAAUUAUAUAUUUGUUAGAGAGAAGGUCUGAAUUUGAUUGAUAGGAAAUUCGAUUUGACUUCAAUGGACUGCCAAAUCAAAUGGCAUUAUGAGUAUCAUGCUAUUAUUAUUUAGGAAUAACAUUCUCACAGAAAUGAUGAUGUAUGACACAAAAUAAAACCAAAGAAUUGUGUAUUACCAAAAGCCAGAGAUUUUGCAAGACUUACAAAACAAACUUAAUGGAAAAGCAUACUAUAGAAAUUUUAAAUAGUUUUACCAGAAAUUAGAGGUUAUUAAAUCUCAUAAAAAUGUCGAAGUAAUUUCCCUCAUCUUAUUCUAGAUUAUGAUAUGUAAAAAUAUACUAACAGAGGAGAUUGUUGUCGCUAAACAAGUUAAGUUUCCCAAAAAUAAGCAUGUUGAUUCUGACCAUAAUGUAAUUAUUCAAACAAAUUUAGUCUUUUGUAAUGAGCGAGGCUAAGAUUUAUAUGAAAUUAUCUUACAAUCCUCAUUAAUAUCUUUUAGGAGCCCACCAAAUUUUCAUAUGUGAUCAAUCGCUUAUUUACAUUAUGCCACAUUGUAAAGGUGGAACACUCUAUGAAUAUCUAAUUGAGAAUGAUUUAAAUUUGCCAGAAUUAGUUACAUAAGAAAUGAUGAGAAAAUUACUAAUUGGACUGAACCAUCUACAUAGCAUAGGCAUUAUGCAUAGAGAUAUAAAAUUAGACAAUAUUAUGUUACUGAGAAAAAAUGAUCCAAACUCAAUUCGAAUUAUGGACUUUGGGUACUCAACAUUAAUCAAUGAUGAGAUGUUUUCCUAUUAAAGAUGUGGAACUCCUGGCUAUAUAGCACCAGAAAUAUUAAACAUGAGUUAAUACAAUGAAUUAUGUGACAUUUACAGCUUGGGUUGUGUAUUUCAUGCUUUGUUGACUGGAAAAAAACUAUACCAGACACCUAAGUCCACUAAAGCAUCAGAAUUAUUGUAAUUGAAUAGAAAUAGCAUUAUUUCGUUAUCAUAAAUCUGCAAUCUCAAUGCUCUGGAAUUAUUGUAAUCCAUGAUAGCAGUUGCUAAAUACAGACCCAGUGCUUCAACCUGUUUACAACAUUCGUAUUUUGAAGAAGAAUAAUUUUAGAUAGAAGAUCUAUGUACACAGUAAUUUAUUAUUAAUAUUGUAGAUUGAAACAACUUGAUUUUCCAUAACUCAGAAAUCCAUUUAGAUCUUGA